CUGAACCGGUGUUAUAAAACAACAGUAUUCAUAAUUUUUUAUUCACUCUGACAAAAUGGCCUCUAAUCUGUGGACAAGGGAGGACAUCAGCUGUCCAGUCUGUUUAUACAUCCUGACAGACCCUACAACUCUUCCAUGUGGACACAACUUCUGCAUCGACUGUAUCAGAAAAUGCUGGGAUGAGAGCGGUAGUAGCAGCAGCAGCAACAAGGUUUCCUGCUGUCCUUACUGCCGAGAGACAUUCAGCAGGCGCCCCACACUGACUAAGAACUCAAUGCUGGAAAAGAUGGUGGAGAAGCUAAAGAAGACUACUUUACUCGAUACCCCUCCUGGGUAUCCGUACGCCGGGCCUGAAGACGUGGUGUGUGACGUGUGCACUCUUCUAGAGGCCGGGAGGAAGGCAAAGGCUGUCAGGGCCUGUCGGGAGUGUAAGCUGUCCUACUGCCAGUCUCACCUUAGAGCCCACCUGGAUAUCCCUCUGUUACAGCAGCACACUCUGGUGGGUUUGGUGGUCAAGGAGCUGCAGCUGGAGAAGCAGUGUCCCCAGCAUAACAAACCGCUGGACAUGUACUGCAGACUUGAGAUGAAGUGUAUCUGUUCUCUGUGUGCAGUCGAGGAACACAAAAGCCACAAAACUGUCUCUGCUGAGACCGAACGGGUCAAGCAGCAGGCACUGCUGGCAGUGGAACAGAGAAAAUCCAACGGUAAACUCCAGAUGAGAGUGGAGCUGCUGACACAUCUAGGAGAGGCUGCGGGAUCUCUUAAAGGAUCUGCACAAGCUGCAGUGGAGCUCAACGACAUGAUCUUCGUUGAGCUGAUCCACUCCCUAGAGAAGAGGAGAGCAGAGGUAAGGGACUCCAUCAAAGAUAGGGAGAAGACUUUGGCUGCUCAGGCAGCGAGCGCAGAGACACGACUGAGACAGGACAUCACAACACUGCAAAGGAGAAACAGCGAUCUGGAGAAACUCGCCCAAACACAAGACAGCAUACUUUUUCUCCAGAGGUGGCAGCCCAUCAACCUGCUGCCGUAUCGUGAACCUAGUGUUAUCAGUGAAAGACAUUCAUUUGGAGUUGUGACAUCAAUUAUCACUGAAUUCAAGGAGCUGCUUGAGGACAUGAAUGUUGACUUAUUAGAAAAGAUCGAACAAGCAGUUGCAAAUGUGUACAUUUUGGAAUCUCCAGUACCCAUGACCAAACCUCAGGGCAGGCAAGUGAGAAGAGCCCAUUCUGAAUGCCAGCCAAUGCCACAGGUGCCAUUGCGAAGAGCAUGGAGCAUGAACAGAGAUAUCAUAUUUGGGAUUCCAAAGACCAGAUCCGAUUUCUUACACUAUGCUUGUCAACUCACUCUAGACCCUGAUACAGCACAUAGAAACUUGUGCUUCUCUGACCAGAAUCGCAAGGUGACUCUGGUCAAGUCCAGGACCAGGUCACGUCUCCCGAAGACCUUUGACUUCUGGGAACAAGUGCUGUGCUGGGAGGGCUUGACCGGUGCCCGUUACUACUGGGAGGCAGAUUGGAGAGGCAAAGGAGUGUUCAUUGGAGUGACCUAUGAGAGCAUUCAGAGGAAAGGCAGGGGACUAGAGUGUGGGCUGGGGUACAAUGUAAAGUCAUGGAGCUUACAGUGCUCUGACACCAAUUACUCAGCAUGGCACGAUAACAUUGAAACCAAGAUCGCUGCCAAAAUCUCCUCCCCUAGAAUAGCAGUGUAUUUAGAUCACAAAGCAGGAACUCUGUCUUUUUACAGCAUCUCGGACUCCUCCAUGAUUCUGCUCCAUAGUUUUUUGUCAGAGGACUUCUCAGAGCCACUGUAUCCUGGUUUUGGUGUUGGGGUACAAUCCUCGUUGAAACUUUGCGAAUUGGAGAGACAAUGACAAUUGAGGAUAUAGACAUGCCAAUCACUCUUUGCAACUGAUUUGUGAGAUUGUUUCACGUUAUUAUUAGCCUAUUUUCCAUUCAGAGAUACAAUGAUCACAAUCUGUAAUGUAUCAAAGUUUUGUAUCAAGCUGUUCAGUGCCAUAUUUCUUAUACCUAGCUAUCCAAUCCUUUCUGAUCUACAAGUGCCAAGGGGGUAUGGGGGCUUGUGGACAUGGUAUCCCUCAUGAAGCAGUAACCACUCAGUUAAUAACUGCUACAUACCGGUACAUAGAUACAUGGGAUUUACAUAGCGCUUUCAAAGACCCAAAGGCGCCAUAUAUUCAUUUAAAAGAAACACAAGAAACUAAAAUUCAAACAACAACACAGCAAAACUAAACCGAAGCAAAACAGGAAACCAAAAGAAAAGCUGGAAAAGGCUGUUGAGGGAAUAGCCUAGUCCUUACUCUCCAUAGUCAUGGUUACAAGCCAGCCAUCCACAGACGGCAGGGACUUUGUUCAAUAACUUUGCUUGGAACACCUGUAUUAAAGGUCAUUAAAACAAUACAAAUACUUGUUUU
This is a messenger RNA of Coregonus clupeaformis (lake whitefish), 2431 nucleotides long. RefSeq names its product tripartite motif-containing protein 16-like protein. Lineage: Eukaryota; Metazoa; Chordata; Actinopteri; Salmoniformes; Salmonidae. Gene Ontology annotation, molecular function: zinc ion binding; protein binding. The coding region runs from base 56 to 1870 and encodes 604 amino acids. The record is from RefSeq and is a predicted model, not a curated record. The transcript has 8 exons.